Messenger RNA from Gongylonema pulchrum, 456 nucleotides. NCBI's taxonomy places the organism in Eukaryota, Metazoa, Nematoda, Chromadorea, Rhabditida, Gongylonematidae. The record is from the annotation of a GenBank genome assembly.
AUGCUGAUAGUGUUCCAGAGUGAGCAAGAUGAUGAAGUAUCGGUAAACGUGGAAGUGGUGGAGCAGAAAGUGUUGGAUCCCAAAAUGUUAGAUGUGGCAACAGUAGCAUGGAUGAUCAUGUUCGGCUCUUCUGCUAAUAAUUUUGUCGACGGGAUGAGUAAUGGUGCUGCUUUUGCCGAUUCAUUCGCCCGCGGUCUUUCCGUUGGAAUUGCUGUUAUUGCGCAGCAGCUGCCACAGGAAAUCGGAACUCUGGCAAUACUAAUCAAAUCCGGUCUUGGAUUCAAAAGGACGCUUUUGAUAAUGGUGUUCCCAAACUCGCUCAGCUAUCUAGGCUUUAUUAUUGGUGUAACGAUAGGUAGUGCUGGUGAUGUUUAUGCGAGUUAUGUGUUCGCCGUAUCAUCCGGCAUGUACCUUUACAUAUUUCUUGGCACUCUGGUACGUUUAGCUUCAUGUUAG